UUAAGUGACAGCAGGGGGUAUGAUUAAUAUGGAUUAUAUUUUAUUCUCAAGAAUCUAGUGUUAUCAAAUCGCGCCAUAUUGGAGGACAGACUUCCUUGGUCGAUAAAACAGAUAACUGACUGGCAUUCAUACUCGGGUAAAGUCACAUACAUUACACAAUUGAUAACCUACAAUUUCUGGUGGAACAAUCUCACCAGUCCUACAGUAUUCAUUAAUUGAUGGCAUGGAUCUACCGAUGCUGAAAAGACGUGCUAACCUACCAAAAAUAUUUUGGUAUCAAGAUGAUUGCAAAGUGGUGAUAAGAAUUAUGUUAGUUGAUAUAAAAGAAUACUUUGUGGAAGUUGAUCUUGAUCACGUUCGGUUCAGUACUGUACAUGAUGAGAGAGUGCAUUACUUGAGUUUGUAUUUUUUUGGAGCGAUUGAGCCUGAAAAAACUGUGAAUGAAAAUACAGGGAGAGAAAUAAGAAUUCAGUUUGUUAAAGCACACAAAUUUUUCAAAUGGUUGAGACUCGAGGACACAGCACAAAGAAUCCCUCAAAUUAUUCCUGAUCCUGAUAGAAUUGCAGAGGAAUCAUUCAACCUUAUAUCCACAGUUGCAACUUGGCACAAUUUUGAGGUUUAUAAGAUUGAGAACAGAUUGAACAUCUAUCCUGACGUGCCUAUAUCGGAUUCCGAUGAAUCUGAUGACGAGAGAUAUCACUUAGCAGCGGAUUACUAAUGUAUAUCUAGGAACUCUGACGUAGACAAUUUUUCGAUAAAUUGUCGUUGCUACUCGAGAAUUUGGAUGGUUCAAGCUUCAAACGUAGAUAAAUCGACAUGGUAAUAACAGCCGCGUAUCAGCAUCAAAAAUUCACAACACUUGAGCUUUUCUGUUAUGACAGUAUUGAAAUAAUCUCAAAAAUGAAAGGAAAAUCAGACCAUUUAUAAUAAGUGAUUUAUAACAUUUUCUAAUAACUACCACCCUGGUGAUUUGGGGGCUACGGAAUAGCGUAGAUGAGUGUAGAUGUACAUUUUUGGGCCUAAAAAUCAUGAAAAUGACCGAAAUAAAGUUGAGUAUUGAUUGAGAA
Messenger RNA from Diachasma alloeum, 1067 nucleotides. RefSeq lists its product as uncharacterized. The record is from RefSeq and is a predicted model, not a curated record. Lineage: Eukaryota; Metazoa; Arthropoda; Insecta; Hymenoptera; Braconidae. The transcript has 4 exons. Bases 224 to 718 code for a protein of 164 amino acids.